AUGGCGCGCAGAGCUAUGCCCGACAGCGACAGCAACAAGGGGGAGAAGGCUACGGCCCGGACAGGUCCAAAGCUGGCUUUCCGCUUGGUCGAGCGCGGCAAGGCUGGAGACGGCUCUGGCGCGGCAGGCGAUGACGCACUCGUGCCGGGUGGCCCGGCGCGGAAGCGGCGCAGCCUGAAGGACGACGAGCAGCUGCGAAACCGUCGCAGCUUCACCGUCGAGGAGCUGGCCGCUUUGGCCGCGCUGGCGGGCACGGGCCUGCAGGCAACGAAAGCCGCUGCGGCAGAUGGCCUUGGAGUAGCAGCAGCGUUGGCCUCAGCCCUGGGCCCUUCCCGAAAGCUUGGCUUGGCGGAGAAGGUCUUGUUGAAGGCGCUCUUGGAGCCCGCGGAGGCGGAGGAGUCCUUCGGUCCAGGGCCGGAGCUCCAAAAGGCGCUGGGUUUGGUGGUGACCACGAGGACGCCACCGCCCCCGGCGCAGGCAGGGGGAGUCGCAUCGGCAGCGCCCCAACCUCAGCUUUCGAGGACGGAGCCACCACCGCCUCCUGGUGCCCCACCGUCUAACCUUCAGCCGCCGCCGCCUCCGCCCGGCGCGCCAGCGUCCCGGGAGCUGGCAGGUGCGACUGCGAAUGCUGACGUCCCGAUCUCGGCGGCGAAGCGCACGGUGGACCCAUCAGAGUGGCCGCCUCCUUCAGCCCAGGCAGUGCAGCAGAUGCUGGCGCGCUUCCCACAGCUGGAUGGCCAUUGCCGUGGCUCUCUCAUGAACCUCCCUCCGCAGUUUGCGCUCGCCAUCCUGUGGGACAUGGACGCCAAGGGAGGGCCGGAGGAGAUACGGGAUCCACAAGCCUUCGUGUUCAGCGCGGCUCAAACCUUGCUGCGGCUGCCGCCAGGUGCGGUGACUGGCCUGCCAGUGCCCGCCGCUCCGCUGCUUGCGCCAGCGACGGGCUUCGCGGCACCACCGCCACCGGUUUUCGCCGUCCAGUGA
This is a messenger RNA of Symbiodinium natans, 981 nucleotides long. The record is from the annotation of a GenBank genome assembly. NCBI's taxonomy places the organism in Eukaryota, Dinophyceae, Suessiales, Symbiodiniaceae.